This is a messenger RNA of Petromyzon marinus (sea lamprey), 1057 nucleotides long. The record is from RefSeq and is a predicted model, not a curated record. NCBI's taxonomy places the organism in Eukaryota, Metazoa, Chordata, Hyperoartia, Petromyzontiformes, Petromyzontidae.
AAGCUGUAAAGCUCAGUGGGACCUUACCUGGUAAAAAAAAAAAAAAGUUAAAUUGAAAGAGGUGAGUUUUCAAGAACGACUCAAAUAACAGCUGUAACGACUCUCAUCAUCUUAUUAGCCAAAGGCGCAAAGCGUUGUUCCAAAGCUUGGGAGUUGCACAGCGCAGUCAAAAGUGCGAUGACCCCGUGACCUCGCCCCCCGCCGCCCCGUGUAGACCGUCGAAGACGCGGCCACCACCACCACCACCACCAGCACGGCCCCACCUCGCCCCGUCUUCCCAAGGACUUUCGGCGGCUACAGUCGCGCCGAGGCUCUGUCGGCCAUGCGUACGGGCCGCUUCGGGGACGGCUCGAGGCUGCGCCGUCGCCGGGAUGGGUCCUACGUGGACAAGAGGGGUGCCCUCCUGGGAGAGGACGGGCCCUUCUGGCCGGCGCGACGCGGCGAGCUCUUGCAGAGGCUGCCGUGGUGCGAGGCGGCCGCGGUGUCGGGGGAGUCGAGCCGGGCCCCUUGGAGAGACGCGGUGAAGGAAGGGAGGUCUCCAGGUGAGCGCCUCGCCGAGGCCACGUGGCCGGGAUGUGGGCGGCACGGGGCCACGGGGGGCGGCGGUCGAGCGUCCUCAGCGGCCGCGUGGCGAGGCCGCCAGGUCGUGUUCGACCCCGACCGAUGGGGAACGCGGCCUCUGGUCCCGCUCACCUCGUCCACGUCGUCCACCGACGCCACCUCGUCCACCGCAUCGCUCUCCGCGCCCCGCACGGGGCUCUGUGCGCCCGCGCUGGUCUUUGAGUCGCGGUUCGAGUCCGGGAACCUGAGACAAGCACGGCGAGUGGGCGAGUUCGAGUACGAGCUGGUGCUGCGGAGUGACCUGCACACGGAGCGACACACGCAGUGGUUCUACUUCCGCGUGCAGAGAGCGGUCCCCGGCCCCUCGUACCGGUUCGUGAUCACCAACCUCCUCAAGCGGGACAGCCUCUACAGCCACGCUCCUCCACACGGCUACACGAUGCGGAAGAGCUGCAGCCAGGGGGGGUGGGCGGUUGAGAUAAUAGAGUGGUCGUGA